Molecule: messenger RNA, 1527 nt
Organism: Lethenteron reissneri (Far Eastern brook lamprey)
Lineage: Eukaryota; Metazoa; Chordata; Hyperoartia; Petromyzontiformes; Petromyzontidae
Product: UDP-N-acetylhexosamine pyrophosphorylase-like protein 1
Biological process (GO): UDP-N-acetylglucosamine biosynthetic process
Molecular function (GO): UDP-N-acetylglucosamine diphosphorylase activity
Source: RefSeq, a predicted model, not a curated record
GAGCAAGUUGACGAUUGGGGAGCUUCAUUCUCGUGCUGCUGCUGCCCUCUCGUGCUGCUGCUGCCCUCUCGUGCUGCUGCUGCCCUCUCGUGCUGCUGCUGCCCUCUCGUGCUGCUGCUGCCCUCUCGUGCUGCUGCUGCCCUCUCGUGCUGCUGCUGCCCUCUCGUGCUGCUGCUGCCCUCUCGUGCUGCUGCUGCCCUCUCGCGCUGCUGCUGCCCUCUCGCGCUGCUGCUGCCCUCUCGUGCUGCUGCUGCCCUCUCGUGCUGCUGCUGCCCUCUCGUGCUGCUGCUGCCCUCUCGUGCUGCUGCUGCCCUCUCGUGCUGCUGCUGCCCUCUCGUGCUGCUGCUGCCCUCUCGUGCUGCUGCUGCCCUCUCGUGCUGCUGCUGCCCUCUCGUGCUGCUGCUGCCCUCUCGUGCUGCCCCCUCGUGCUGCUGCCCUCUCGCGCUGCCCUCACCAUAUCGCCACCGCUCUCUCACGACCACCCACCCCACCCCUCUGCUGCUCCCACUCUGCAUGCUGAACUUCGUUCGCACCGUACACAGCCACACGUAACUCACUCUCCCUCCCGUGCCUUGCACCCCCUCCAUGGGCGACCAAGAGGCGGCUCACGGGGCAGCGGCAGGGGCAGCCCUGCCCCCCCUGCCCCCCGGUAGCGAGGAGGGUGGCUGCCCCCCGUGGCUGGAGGCGCUGCGGCGUCGCCUGCACGGCUGCGGGCAGCAGCACGCCCUGGCCUUCUGGGGCGAGCUGGCGGGCCCCCAACGGGAGGCCCUGGCACGGGAGCUGGCCGAGGCCGACUUGGAGGCCCUGCGGCCCUCGCUCCACAAGGCGGUGGCGGCCGGGCAGCCCGGGCAGCCGGGGCAGCCCGGGCAGCCCGGGGCAGCGCUCGAACCGCUGCCCGAAGAGUUGUGCGGUAGCAGCAUCGCGUCUGACCCCGAGAGCCUGAGAGACUGGGAGCAGCACGGUCUGCUGCAGGUUGCCGAGGGUCGCGUGGCCAUCGUGCUCCUGGCCGGGGGUCAAGGGACGCGUCUGGGCGUGCCCUACCCCAAGGGCCUCUACGAUGUGGGGCUGCCCUCCCACAAGCCCCUGCUGCAGCUGCAGGCCCAGCGCAUCCUGCGCCUGCAGCGGCUCGCCGAGGAGAGGCACGGCAAGCGGGGGGCCCUGCCCUGGUACAUCAUGACGUCAGGCCACACGCGGGAGCCCACGCUGGCGUUCCUGCGCGAGCACGGCUUCCUGGGGCUGUGCGAGGACGACGUUCGCCUCUUUGAGCAGCGACAGAUCCCGGCCCUGACCCCCGACGGCAAGGUCAUCCUGGAGACACGGGGACGCCUCGCCAGGGCUCCCGACGGUAACGGAGGUCUGUACCGCGCGCUGGGGGACAGCGGCGUGCUGGCCGACAUGGAGGCGCGCGGGGUGCGCUACGUGCACGCGUACUGCGUGGACAACGUCCUGGCCCGCGUGGGGGAUCCUCUCUUCCUGGGAUUCUGCGUCCGCAAGGGGGCAGACUGCGGGGCCAAGAAGGCCCAUUGA